Messenger RNA from Clunio marinus, 1776 nucleotides. NCBI's taxonomy places the organism in Eukaryota, Metazoa, Arthropoda, Insecta, Diptera, Chironomidae. The record is from the annotation of a GenBank genome assembly.
AGUUGUGUUGAUGCUUUUCGAUCGACAAACCGUAUUCUAAUUACCUACAAAAUAUCAUAUUUUAGACAUUUCGAGGAUAAUUUAGUAACUCCGAGUGGUUUUUUUAAUUCAAUUCGGUUUUAAUCAACUUGAUUAAACAUUAUUAAAAGCUCAAAUCAGCCGCAAACUAAAUAAAUUUGAAACUUCCAAAAACACAACAAUAAUUUUGACUAUAAAUAGAAUGCAAAGUUUAUUGCCCUUUAAUCAGUUGUUUUUGAGAGCUUGUUGAGUUUGACGUUUGCAAUGCUAUCAGAGCAUAUUGGAACUGGUAAACCACCAAUGGAUAAAGUUUUAAAACUAAUAAAAUUCAACAAUUGUCGGAUCCUUCGUAAUCAUAAGAUCAUAAAAGAGGAUUUAUGGGUUCGAAAUGGUAAAAUAAUCGACCCAGAGAAAAUAUUCUUCGAUGAGAAGAAACAAGCUCAUCUGCAAAUUGACUGUCACAAUGCAAUCAUCGCGCCGGGAUACAUUGAUUUACAAAUUAAUGGUGGCUACGGAGUCGAUUUUUCAUAUGAUGUGAAUACAGUUGAAGCUGGAAUAGUUAAAGUAUCUCAAGGUUUACUUGCUCAUGGUGUUACAAGUUUUUGUCCAACAUUAGUGACAUCACCAACCGAAACAUAUCAUCAAGUUUUACCUAAAAUAAAAAAAAGAGCUGGAGGAAAGCAUGGAGCGACUGUGCUUGGUGUUCAUGUCGAAGGUCCAUUCAUUUCAAUUGAGAAAAAAGGAGCACACCCAGCUCACUGCAUUCGUGAACUUGACGAAGGAUUCAAAACUGUUGAGGAAGUUUAUGGCGACUUAAGCAACAUUUCCAUCAUAACACUGGCGCCGGAGAAGCAAUGGGCGCCGGAAACAAUCGACGAGCUAGUGAAACGAGGCAUAACAGUCUCUCUUGGUCACUCUAUGGGUGACUUGAAGCAUGGAGAAACUGCUGUGCAACAUGGAGCCACUUUGAUAACACAUUUGUUCAAUGCAAUGCUGCCAUUCCAUCAUCGUGAUCCAGGUCUUGUUGGAUUGUUAGCUUCAAGUGAGAUUCCUGAAGGAAGAAAUGUUUUUUUCGGAAUUAUUUCUGAUGGAAUUCAUACGCAUGCUGCCGCUCUUAGAAUUGCUUAUCGAACUCAUCCAAAUGGAUUGAUUUUAGUCACUGAUGCUAUUUCUGCUAUGGGCUUGGAAGAAGGAAUGCAUCGAAUUGGUCAGUUUUCAAUUGAAGUUCGUGAUAAGAAAGGUUACAUUGCUGGAACGAAUACUCUUUGUGGAUCUAUUGCACCGAUGGAUGAAUGUGUGAGAAUCUUUAAAAGAGCCACAAACUGCUCACUUGAGUUUGCACUUGAAGCUGCUUCACUUCAUCCAGCAAAAUGUCUCGGAAUCUCUGAUCGUAAAGGAACACUCAAUUAUGGAACUGACGCAGAUUUAAUUUUGAUGGACGAUGACAUGAACAUUCAUUCAACGUGGAUUGCUGGUGAUUGUGUUUAUGAAAUAGACGAGCAUUCCAUGCCUAACGUGUCAACGCAAUCGGUUGAAAAUUACUUCUAAUGUUCAUUGAUAUAAUCUCGAUGAAUUUUAAUGAGCUGUUCAAAACAUUCUUAUUUCCUAUGUUUAUUGAAAUUAUACAAUGUUUCAUUAAAUAUUUUUAUUUUCUAGAAAAAUAAACUUUUAAUUCGAAUGCAAUUCAAUUUCAUUCGUUUCAUUCUUCUUGAGUUUAAUAACCAAGUAAUGUUCCAGAUACAUUUUGUGAUGCUUACA